Molecule: messenger RNA, 4496 nt
Organism: Hevea brasiliensis (rubber tree)
Lineage: Eukaryota; Viridiplantae; Streptophyta; Magnoliopsida; Malpighiales; Euphorbiaceae
Exons: 7
Coding region: 167-4294 (1375 amino acids)
Biological process (GO): phosphorelay signal transduction system
Source: RefSeq, a predicted model, not a curated record
AUUCUCUCACAAUUUUCAAUUCCUUCUUCGUCACCAUCAUCGUCUUGCAAACUCUCUUUCCUCCUUGCUUUUCAAACUAAAAAAAAAAAUAAAAGAAAAAAAAAACUUCUUCAAAGCUAAGGAAAACCUUUUUCGAUCUAUCAGAUUUCAGAGGUAUAAAUUUAGAAUGGAAGACGAGACCCAAAUGGCUUCAGAGGUAGAAAUAUUGAAGGUAGAUACCAAGGAGAAAGACGAUCCUAUCAAGGCAACAAAUGGAGACUUGCCGCAAAUAGAAAAAGCAGGAAAGAGAGACGAGGAUGAGACUGACGGAGAAUUCAUAAAAGUAGAGAAGGAAUUGCUUGAUGUGAAGGAUGCCUCUCAUACAGCUAAGGCAGCGACUGCGGAUGACGAGAAGCCAUCAGCAAUAGAAAGGAGCUUAAGCAGUUCAACCAGAGAAUUAUUGGAAGCACAAGAGAAGGUGAAGGAACUGGAACUUGAAUUGGUAAGAGUAGUUGAAGCAUUAAAGCAUUCUGAAUCAGAAAAUACAAAAUUGAAAGAAGAGGUCUUGCUUGCAAAGGAGAACUUGGAGGUUGGUGAAAAGAAGUAUGAGGAGAUUGAACAGAAUCACAAGAAAUUGCAAGAUCAAUUAUUUGAAGCUGAGGAGAAAUAUAGUUCACAGCUUUGCACUUUGAACAAGGCUCUGCAGGCACAAGAAAUGAAGCACAAGGAAUUGACUGGGGUAAAAGAAGCAUUUGAUGGUCUUAGCAUUGAGGUUGAGAACUCUAGAAAGAGUUUGCAAGAGUUGGAGCAAAAGCUGCAACUUUCUGAAGGUGAGUUAAAGAGGUUUGAGGAGUUGCACAAACAAAGUGGUUCACAUGCUGAAUCUGAGACACAAAGGGCUUUGGAGUUUGAAAGGCUGCUUGAAGAAGCAAAAGCAAGUGCAAAAGAAAUGGAAGAACAGAUGGCUUCGCUUCAAGAGGAAGUCAAUGGCCUUUAUGAGAAGAUUGCAGAAAACCAGAAAGUUGAAGAAGCCCUUGAGAACUCUACAGCAGAACUCGUAGCAGUUAAUGAAGAAUUGGCACUUUCAAAAUCACAACUGCUGGACAUGGAGCAAAGACUCUCUUCAAAGGAGGUUCUCAUAAAUGAACUGACACAAGAAUUGGACCUGAGGAAAGCUUCAGAAUCUCAGGUGAAGGAAGACAUCUUGGCAUUGGAGAAUUUGCUCAGUUCAACUAGAGAAGAUCUUCAUGCAAAGGUUUCUGAGUUAGAAGGCAUCAAGUUGAAGCUGCAAGAGGAAGUCAAUGCAAGGGAAUUGGUUGAAGCAGCAAUGCAAAACCAGGAGGAACAGGUCUCAGCUAUACAUGAAGAACUGUCGAAAGUAACGAAAGAAAAAGAAGCUCUUGAAACAACUGUAACAGAUCUCAGUAGUAAUGCUGCACAAAUGAAAGAAUUAUGCAGCGAUCUUGAAGACAAGUUGAAGGUUUCAGAUGAGAAUUUCUCUAAAGCAGAUUCUCUUUUGUCUCAAGCUUUGUCGAACAAUGCAGAGCUAGAACAAAAAUUGAAGCCUCUGGAAGAGCUUUACAAUGAAUCUGGAGCUGCUGCAGCAUUUGCUAUCCAAAAAAAUCUGGAGCUUGAGGAUUCAAUCCAAGCUUCAAAUGAAGCAGCAGAAGAUGCAAAAUCCCAACUGAGAGAGCUUGAGACACGAUUUAUCGCUGCAGAGCAGAGGAAUGUGGAGCUUGAGAAACAACUGAAUUUAGUUGAAUUAAGAAGCAGUGAUGCUGAGAGAGAAGUGAGAGAAUUCUCACGGAAAAUAUCUGAUCUCAGUACUGCUUUGAAAGAAUUGGAGGAGGAAAAGAAACAAUUGAGUGACCAGAUACAGGAAUACCAGGAGAAGAUAACCCACCUUGAAUCUUCCCUAAAUCAGUCAUCAUCAAGGAGUGCAGAGCUUGAGGAAGAGUUGAGGAUUGCUACAGUGAAGUGUGCUGAACACGAGGACCAUGCAAACAUGAAUCAUCAGCGCAGCCUUGAACUUGAAGAUUUGUUCCAGACAUCUCAUUCCAAAGUAGAAGAUGCCAGCAAAAAGGUGAAUGAGUUGGAGUUGUUACUAGAAGCAGAGAAGUACAGAAUUCAGGAACUUGAAGAUCAGAUUAGCACACUAGAAAAGAAAUGCGUGGGUGCAGAAGCAGAGUCCAACAAAUACAUAAACAAAGUAUCUGAACUUUCAGCUGAGAUUGAGGCAUUCCAAGCAAGGUCAUCAAACCUUGAAGUUGCACUGCAAACAGCCAGUGAAAAGGAGAGAGAACUGGCAGAAUGCCUGAAUUCAGUAACUGAUGAAAAGAAAAGGUUAGAAGAUGCAUCCAGUGGUUCCAGCCAGAUGCUGGCUGAAGCCGAGAAUCUUGUGGAAGUCCUGCGCAACGAAUUAACUGUGAUGCAGGAGAAGUUUGAGUGCAUUGAAAAUGAUCUAAAGGCUGCUGGAUUAAAAGAGAGUGAAGUAACGGCAAAGCUCAAGACUACUGAGGAACAACUAGAGACACAAGAAAAAUUAUUAGAGCAGGCUAUUGUUAGUAAGUCUGAACUUGAAUCAUUACAUGAAUCACUGGCAAGGGAUUCGGAACUCAAACUUCAAGAAGCUAUAGAAAACUUCAUGAGCAAGGAUUCUGAGGUAAAAUUCCUCGUUGACAAACUGAAGACUCUUGAAGACCAAGUGAAGUUAUACGAAGAGCAGGUAGCUGAAGCAGCUGGAAAAUCUGCAUCUUUGAAGGAAGAAUUGGAUUUGUGUUUGCUAAAAGUGGCUUCUUUGGAAGCCUCAAAUGAAGAACUUAAAAAACAGAUAUUGGAAGCAGAAAAUAGAGCUUCUAACUCUUCCUCAGAAAAGGAACUCUUAGUUGAGACAAACAAUCAGCUCAAAAGCAAGGUCAAUGAACUUCAGGAAUUUCUAAAUUCUGCUGUUUCUGAGAAGGAAGCCUCGUGUCAACAAAUUGCUUCACACAUGAACACUAUUACAGAAUUAUCAGAUAGGCACUCAAGGGCUCUAGAACUUCAUUCAGAAACUGAGACCUGGAUGGUUCAUGUGGAGACACAGUUACAAGAGGCCAUUCAGAGACUGACUCAGAAAGAUGCAGAAACAAAAGAUUUGAAUGAGAAGCUAAAUGCACUUGAAGGGCAAAUAAAAUUAUAUGAAGAAAAGGCUCAUGAAGCAUCUGCAAUAGCUGAAACUCUAAAACUUGAGCUGGAAGAGACUCACCUGAAAUUGAAACAUUUUGAAAUUAUUGUUGAGGAACUCCAAACCAGGUCAAGUCACUUUGAAAAAGAGAGUACAGGGUUAGCAGAGGCAAAUUUGAAGCUUACUCAGGAACUAUCCUCAUAUGAGUCCAAACUGAGUGAUCUAGAGGCAAAACUGUCUGCAACCAAUUUGGAGAAGGAUGAAACAGUAGAACAGCUUCACACAUCAAAGAAGGCUAUAGAAAAUUUAACUCAGCAUCUUAAUGAUGAAGGACAGAGACUACAGUCUCAGAUAUCUUCAUUUAUGGAAGAGAACAACCUUCUUAAUGAAUCUUAUCAAAAUGUAAAGAAGGAACUUCAGUCAGUGAUCAUCCAGUGUGAAGAGAAGAAAGCAAAUGAAGAUGCCCUAAAAUCUGAGAUUGAAAAUCUCAAGAUGGAGAUUGUGGAGAAGUCAGCAUUGCAAAACCGUCUCAAGGAAGUUGAAGAAAAAUUGGCAACAGCAGAGGCCCGUCUGAAAGAAGAGGUUGAAAACAUUCAGGCAUCUGCUGCUGGAAGAGAAGCUGAGUUAACUUUGAAACUAGAAGAUCAUGUACUGAAAAUCCAUGAUAGAGAUAUGUUAAAUGAUCAAGUUCUAAAGCUUCAGAGUGAAUUACAACUUGCUCAAAGCAUCAUUACUGAACAGAAAGAGGGAAAUUCUCAAAAAGAUUUAGAAAGAGAAGCAGCUCUGAGGAAAUCCCUUGAAGACCUUGAUGCUAGGGAAAAAGAAAUCAUACUUCUAGAGAAGCAAGUCAAGGAGCUUGAGCAGAAAUUGCAACUUGCUGAUGGAAAAUUACUAGAAAAGGGUGAUGGAGGCAAUUUGGCCGAACACAAGGACGGAACAGAAAUCAAAUCCAGAGACAUUGGAUCAACCAUUUCUGCUCCCACAAAAAGGAAGAGUAGGAAAAAGUUAGAGGCCGCAUCUGCCCAAACUUCAUCCAAUGCGGAGACACAUGUUAGAACCAUAGAGGUUUCCCAUGCCAUGAACAUUAAGUUUAUUUUGGGAGUGGCUGUUGUAUCUAUCAUCAUUGGCAUAAUUCUUGGGAAGAGGUAUUAAUUUUGGUGUUACAGAUCUUUGUUUGCCAUAUAUAUAUAUUCCUUGUUUUGUUUACGUUUAUGCACAGUAAAUGGAUACUUCGCCUGUAUAAUUAAUAGCAUAGGUUUUCGUAGUUGGUCAGGGAAAUUGUUUUUCAAUAUCAUCCCUUGCCUGAAUUCAAAGAUGUUUGUUUCAUGUAAUAUUCAAGUUUGAGGGUUUUUUA